AUGAGAAAAUAGGUGAGUUAAACAAGAAAGCCUGUCGUGAAGAAAAGUACAGCGAAUACAGUAACUAUUUAGAAUCAGCCUGAUAAUUAGAAACUGUAUACUAAUUUCAAAGAGAAAGAGAAGGACAUGCUUGCUAAAACUGGUGUUCUCUUAUCUUCUGUUUACUAUUUGCUAGAUCAUAAAGCAAUAGCUUAUAAGCUGGAAUGUGAUCUAGAGUAUCUGAUGACAUUCUUGAAUAAGAGAGAAGACAACUCAAGAGCCGACUCUAUUCAUUUGAUCCACAAAUUGUGUGUCAAUUAGGAUGUGUAAAAUCUUCUACUCAAAGAAUAGAAUUUCUAAUACUUGGUCGAAUUAAGCACUACAAACAAACUAGAGGACAUAAGAAGUGGCUGCUUUAAAAUAUUUUCAUCGAUUGCUCUCAUGAACCCAUCGAAGCAGGUUGUAAAACAAAUGUUCUUCAAGAGCAAUCUUAUUCAGAUUGUGAAGUAGAGACUAAACAAUGAAUAGUCUGAAGAUGUUAGAUGUUCUAUACUCGAACUGCUCAUGAAAUUAACUACUGAUGAGAUAUAUCUAGAAUUAAUAACCGAAGACCUAUCAGUAAUCCUGGAGAUAAUCAAGAUUCUUAAUCAUAAGAAAAACAUACGAUUAAAGAGAUUAGCUUAUGCAAUAACAGUCAAUUUACUGAGUGAGGAAGAGUUACGCAAAUCUUUAAUGCGCUAAAAUCAAGUUGAUGUCAUCGCCAAACUAAUUUCAAUACUCUAGACUUAUGCUGUAGAUUAAUAAAAAAACUCAAUCAACAAGCUGACUUCUGAGGAAGUUAUUUACUCUUUGAGAGCUUUGUCGAAUUCAAUGCAAGACAAUGUUCUAUUCAUUCAGUUCUUGCAAUAAAAAGGUCACAUAGCUUUGGCUGAUGUAUUUGAAGAUGAGGACUUGAGAAUCAAAGAGGCUUGUCUCUGUCUUUACACGAGACUUGCCCAAGACAAAGACAACAGCAUUUAGAUUGUUCUUGAGUCAGAUUUAAUCUAUGAUGUCCUUAGUCUUGGAUGUCAAGAUAAAGAUAAUUAAGGAGUGAUCAGGAAUAUGCUUUUGCUCAUAUCUGUGAUGAUUACCACUAACAAUGAAAAGGCUAUUGAGUAAAUGAAGCUAUUUGAUAUAAUUAAUUUGCUUUUGCACAUCCUAUCUGAUUCAAUCGAAUUAAGCUAUUUAGCUUUGAUUAAUUUAGGGCUUUUGAUAAAAUUUGAAGAGUUUAAGUAAAGGCUUUUGGACAGAAAUAUCUAGUAUGGAAUGAUUGAUACGAUAAUGAAGGCAAUUAGGAAUUUAUAAAGUGAUAGAAAUACUAUUUAGUACAAGUACUUAAUGAGAGGUAUUUAAAUACUGCUUUUGAGCUUUGAAGAAUAUGAAGACAAUUACCUUGAAAGAGACAAAAUGAUUACCCUAGUCUAGCUUUUGAAUGAUGAAUUUGAGAAUAUUGAAGAUCCCACAACUUAAUAUUAUCAUUGA
Stylonychia lemnae is the source of this 1500-nucleotide messenger RNA. NCBI's taxonomy places the organism in Eukaryota, Ciliophora, Spirotrichea, Sporadotrichida, Oxytrichidae. The record is from the annotation of a GenBank genome assembly.